AGUUCAUGUGUACGAUUAUACAGAGAGCGCUUCGCACUUGGCUCGGCUAAAAGCGGCUCAUAACCUCUCUCCUUCUCUGAUUUAUUUAAUAUUUACCGCGAUAGCGUGUGAACGAAGGUACAAAGGCAUGGUGUUCUACACAAAAUAGUCUUCUAUAACUUGUUUAUAAGAAAAGUUUACAAGAAAGUAUAAAAACAUAUUUUGUAUGAAAAAUCAUGUCUUUCCGAGGACGCGGAGGAUUUAACAGAGGAACGGGUGGCUUUAGAGGUGGCAGAAAUUCUGGAGGAUUUAACAGAGGACGUGGUGGUGGUUUCGAUAGAGGCAAUAGAGGAUAUGACCAAGGGCCUCCAGAGACAGUAACAGCAUUGGGGCACUUUACAUGGAGUGUACAUGAUGAACUUGUCGUUAAAGCAGAUAUCGAACAAGUUCCCUUCUUUAAUGCACCAAUAUAUACAGAAAAUAAACAACAGAUUGGAAAAAUAGAUGAGAUAUUCGGUAAUAUUCGUGACUACUAUGUAUCUGUUAAAUUAUCAGACAAUGUAAAGGCUUCCAGCUUUCAAAAGGAUAUCCAGUUAUACAUUGAUCCAGCAAAAUUGCUACCUCUUCAAAGGUUUUUGCCAAGACUACCUGGGGAACAAAAGAGAGGUGGUAGUGCUGGCCGUGUUAUGAAAAGAGGUGGUGGAGGAAGGGGAAGAGGCAAUAAUAGAGGAUCCUUUGGAAGAGGAGGUUUUGGCACAAGAGGUACCAGAGGUGCUAGAGGCGCCAGAGGAUUUAGAGGUCGUGGGGGAAGAUUUUAAUAAAAUAUGAUUUUGACAU
This is a messenger RNA of Harpegnathos saltator (Jerdon's jumping ant), 816 nucleotides long. It is a transcript of the gene Gar1, whose product is annotated as Gar1 ribonucleoprotein. Lineage: Eukaryota; Metazoa; Arthropoda; Insecta; Hymenoptera; Formicidae. Gene Ontology annotation, cellular component: box H/ACA snoRNP complex. The transcript has 4 exons. The record is from RefSeq and is a predicted model, not a curated record. The coding region runs from base 216 to 797 and encodes 193 amino acids. Gene Ontology annotation, molecular function: box H/ACA snoRNA binding. Gene Ontology annotation, biological process: snoRNA guided rRNA pseudouridine synthesis; ribosome biogenesis.